AUAAAGCUAUCGAAAAAGUUGAUGAAGUCCUAAGAUCUACGUAUAUUGAUGAUGGUGUAUCCUCAAUAAUCGAAGAAAAGCUUAAUGGUGAAGAAGCUGAUUCUAACAUCUUAGCAAAAGUAGGUGUGCCAGAAGUUCCAGCAUUGCCAAAAUCUGAAACAGAAAAUAUACCUAGUUCUGUUACUGAAAAACCUGCGGAUAAUGAAUCGAAAUCAAUAGAACCUGGUUCAA
Messenger RNA from Dentiscutata erythropus, 231 nucleotides. The record is from the annotation of a GenBank genome assembly. Lineage: Eukaryota; Fungi; Glomeromycota; Glomeromycetes; Diversisporales; Gigasporaceae.